Molecule: messenger RNA, 1303 nt
Organism: Rotaria sordida
Lineage: Eukaryota; Metazoa; Rotifera; Eurotatoria; Philodinida; Philodinidae
Source: the annotation of a GenBank genome assembly
CCCAAAACUGAGUUCUCUUUUAGAAAAAAUUUUUCAAUCGACUUCCUAGUUGAUCACCUCCCUCCAAUCUUGCCGACCUCGGAACAUCCCAGAAUAUUCAUUUCUUAAUCAAUAAGUUUAUUAUUAUCAAAAAGAAAACAAAACAGAUUUUAUUUGUGAUAAAUAUAAUUAAAUAAAAUAGUUGAAAUGAAUAAUUUAUUUAAGAAUCAAAUAAAAAAUCAGUUAGGAAAUAAGUAAAUAUAUGUUGGUUUUUUAAUUCUAGAAAAUGUUAAUAAUAUCUAAUGAAACAAGUCAAAUUGAACGAAUUGUUGUUAAUAUUGAUAAUUCUCUUGAAUGUUUAUUAAGAGAAAUUCGUUAUAUAACUGGUGAACCUCUUUAUUCAAAAAUUCCACCAAAAUUUCGUGAAUUAAUUCCACUUUUAGAGAAUGAAAGACUUCUUCGUUUAAAUGUUGAACGUCUUCGAUCAAUAGCAAGUAAAUAUAAUUAUUUAAUUGAACAUAUGGAUUUAGAAGAAAGACUUAUUUUUGAACCAAAAUUAAAUAAAAUUGAUCAAGUUAUAAAUCGUGGUUUAAAUGAAAUAACAUGGAAAACUCUUUAUUUAUCUGAUUAUAUUGAACAAGCAUAUGGUUUAAUAAAUCUUGAUGCAGCAAAAGCACUUGAUAUUGUUCAUCAUGAUGUUUCAUCUAUUAAACAAAUGGCUUUUAAUUGGUCUCUUAUUCAAGCUGAUAUUUUUAUUCCAUAUCAAUUAUAUACAUUUCAACAAGCACUUCAAACACAUAAAAAUGUUCAAUCAAAAUUUAAUGAAAAAUUAAUAAUUGAUGGUCAUAGAAUUCAUUUUUUAGUUGAUAAUAUAGCUAAAGUUGUUGCUGUUAGUUCAGCAUCUCCAUCUUGGUUAAAUUAUUUAGAUUAUUUGAAUUCACUUAUUUUAAAUGGAAUUAAAGCAACAAGUUUAAUUACAAUGAAAAAUAUGUUACUUGCUAUGACUAAUCAAGAUCAACAAUUUAUAAGUAUAGUUGUAGAAUUGAAUGAUUGUCAAUUAUCAUUUGAACCUCCACUUGUUCCAUUAACAAGUGAAUUAAGUCUUGGAGAAAUGUUAAUUGAAUGGAUUAAUUCAUAUAUUAAUCGUGGAGAUUUAAUUUAUGUACUUGGAGAUGAUAAAACAAGAAAUUAUUCUCAAUUAAUAAAUCAAGAUUCAUUAAUUAUUGAAUUACGUGAAAAAUUAACUAUUUUAAUUGAAGAAACUUGUUUAGAAUCAUUAAAAUUAUUUGAAGCUUUUUCUCAAUAUUCAUUUUUAUAUAAAUUA